Eriocheir sinensis (Chinese mitten crab) is the source of this 3454-nucleotide messenger RNA. RefSeq names its product dynein axonemal light chain 1-like (gene ODA-Dnal1). The coding region runs from base 251 to 1045 and encodes 264 amino acids. Gene Ontology annotation, molecular function: protein kinase binding. Lineage: Eukaryota; Metazoa; Arthropoda; Malacostraca; Decapoda; Varunidae. The transcript has 6 exons. Gene Ontology annotation, cellular component: cytoplasm. The record is from RefSeq and is a predicted model, not a curated record.
UUUGUGGUCUUUGGAAAUAGUUGCUGUGAACUUGUGAGAGCCGAAAGCGUCUGAGAUUACGGUCCUUUGAUGGGCGUUUGAGAGCGUCCACCCGUUGCCAUGCCGACCGCGUACACUAGUAGAAGAGGUUGUGUUUUACCGAGCGCUGGCCCCGGGCGGUUAUUUCACGUAUCCUGUCUGCUCUCCUUCCUCUCCUGGAUGUAGGAUUCGUCCCCCACACGCCUCCUACCACCACCGCCCUCAGUGAAGAAUGUCCCAGGCCAAGGGCGGAGACUCGCAGAAGGGCACGAGCACGCGGGAGGCGCUGCGGCAGUGGGAGGAGAACACGGGGGAGAAGGCGGCCGAGGCUACCGAAGUGAAGCUGAUCGGCCUGCAGCCCCCCAUUGAGAAGCUGGACGCCUCGCUGCAGACCCUGGCGGCGUGCGAGAAGCUCUCCCUGUCCACCAACACGAUCGAGAAGCUGAACCACCUCAACAACCUUCGCUGUCUUCGUAUUCUGAGCCUCGGGAGGAAUAAUGUUAAGAGCCUGGCCGGCCUGGAGGUGCUGGCGGAGACCCUUGAGCAGCUCUGGAUCUCCUAUAACUUGAUAGAGAAGUUGAAAGGUAUCGGCACACUCAAGAAGCUGAAGGUUCUGUACAUGUCCAACAAUCUAGUGAAAGAGUGGGGAGAGUUCAUGAAGCUCCUGGAGGUUACGACGCUGGAGGAACUCAAUUUCGUCGGCAACCCGCUGGAGGAGAAGCACUCGGCGGAAGGCACGUGGAGGUCAGAGGUGGAGCGCAAACUGACGUGGCUGAAGAAACUCGACGGUCUGCCCAUCAUUCGAGACGUGGACGACGAGCUCAUCAUCGAACAGCAGCAGCAACAACAGCAGCAGCAACAGCAACAGGAGACCCAACAACUACAGGAGCAGGAGGAGCAGAAGGAGGAGGGCGAGGAAGGAGCAGAGAAGGAAGGGGAAGGACAGGGGGAGCAGGAGAAUCAGGAGGGAGAGGAUAAGGACUCUGGUGGAAAGGGUGACGGCGAAAAGAAGGCGGCAGAGACUUAAAUAUCACUAAAAAGAAGAGGAACAGAAAAUGAAAGAAAAGAAGGGAAGUGAAAUAGACAGAAAGAAAAGGACCAAGAGACAAAGAAUAUUGACUCGAAUGGAGAAAAACAACAGCGAAAAACAGGAUUCAGAAACUUAAUAAUAACAGGAAUAGGAGGAGGAGAACCAGGAGAGGAGAGAAGAUAAGCAGAACAGACAGAAAUUAAAGGAAAAAAUGAAAACCAAGAGUCGCAAAAUAAGGACUCAGGUGGAAAGAGUAUAAUGGUGAAAAGGAAGACCUGAGAGACUUCAUGAUACGUAAACUAACAAGGAAAGAAAUUGGAGGGGAAAGAAAAGAAGCAAAACAGACAAAACAAAAGAAGUACGAGAGUCGCAAAAUAAGGACUCGGGUGAAAAGAAUAAGGAUGAAAAGAAGGCCGCAGAAACUUCUUAAUAUUAUAAAAAAAAAACACAAGGGACAGAAGCAGGAAGGGAAAGAAAAGAAGCAAAACAGACAAAACAAAAGAAAUACGAGAGUCGCAAAAUAAGGACUCGGGUGAAAACAAUAAGGAUGAAAAGAAGGCCGCAGAAACUUCUUAAUAUUAUAAAAAAAAAAAUACAAGGGACAGAAGCAGGAAGGGAAAGAAAAGAAGCAAAACAGACACAAAGAAAAGGAGAACCAACAAAAACAAGAUAAAAAAACACUCGAGUGGAAAGAAUACUAGUGAAAAAGAAGGCCGCAGAAACUUCAUAAUACUAAAAAAAGAAGAGGAACAGAGAAAAAAGGGAGGAAAGAUGGAGCAGCAAAACGGACAGAUGUGAAAGGAAAAGCAACAGUGAGAGGAAAAGAAAUCAAAUAGGAACGGUAACAGUGACAAGGAGGCCUCAGAGACAUGAUACCAAAGAAACAGGAAGAGAGUAAGUAGAAGGAAAGGAGAGAAUCGGAACAAUAGGAACAAAAGAAGAACCAGCAGUCAGUGGAUAAGGUUCCUACUCUAUCUCUAAGCUUCUGAGAAUAACUAUCUUUGGAGCUGAUUAAAUGGACUUGUCUUCAUAAGCUGGAGGUGGGACGGGAGGUGCAUUGCGGAUUAUCUCUUAGACAAACAUUCAUAGAUCUAUCUCAGCAUGACCGGUAACUCCCAUAAAUAGGGACGGAAAUAGAUAAGUAUAUAUACGUGUAAAAAAAUAUAUAUAUACUUAAGUGGCGGGUCUACGAUAUUUUUCUCUUCCAUUUACUUGCCAACUCAAAAACCAACGGCAGCUUUUCAACUCUUUUUCCGCGCCUUCGUUGAAUACCACUUACUUCCCUUCCAAAUAUUUACUUGUUAUCUUAUCUACGGAAUACCAUUACUAACAGAGGAAAUAGCAUGUAGCACUUAGCCAUUAACUCAUAGAACCAAAGACUCUUCAUAUCUACGUCCACCUAGGUCUAUGUCUGCCCUCACCUGUACAAUUCCAUGGUCGUCACUCUGUUACUUUGGUUGUCUAUAUGUUGACGUGACCUGCUCAGAUCCCCUUCUUGUUCUUCAUCGUCAUUGUAGUAUCUUCAAAUUUGGUCUGUUCUCUAUUCCAUGAUGCUCGCUUGCUGUCUCUUUGUUAAUAUAAUACUCGGCAUGACGUGACCUGCGCGGAUCCACUUCUUGUUCUUCAUCGUCAUUGCAGCAUCAUCAAAUUUGGUCUGUUCUCUAUUCCAUGAUGCUCGCUUGCUGUCUUUUCUUUAUAUUCAGCCUUUAGCCAGUGUUCAUUUCCUUUUCUCCUGUACUCUCUGUCUAUUUUGCUUAUCUUCUCUCCUCUCCUGCAUCUGCUUCUCCUAUUCCUAUUAUUAUUAAGUUUCUGAAUCCUGUUUUUCACCGUUUUUUUUUCCAUCCGAGUCCAUAUUCUCUGUCUCUUGGUCCUUUUCUUUCUGUCUAUUUCACUUCCCUCGUUUACUUCCCUUUUCUGUUCCUCUUGUUUUAGUUAACGUCUCGGCGCCUCAGUUCGCUAGUUUGAAAAGCCACUCGUAGAAGUUGCGAGGGUUUUCAUGGACUGUUUUGCGAUCCUAGUGAUUGUUGUACGCGACCUUUUUCUUGUUAUUUUUUUUUACAGCAGAGGAGACAGUUCAAGGGCGUAGAAAGUCCGAAAAAGCUACAGAUGCUGUCGAAAAUAAAAACAUGGGUGAAAUAGAAAUGGUCACAGAUGGAAAAGAAUAUAAAAUGUACCUUAAGUUGCUGCCAUUGUUUAUUGGUGAUGCAUUUACGUAAAUCAAUAAAAAAAUAAUAAGAUUGUGAAUCGAUAUCCCAAAAAAACAAGUCUUCUCAUUACACGAAAAUAGCUUCCGUGUUUGAACUGACGGUGUUGAUAUGGUAAUAAUAAUAAUAAUAAUAAUAAUAAUAAUAAUAAUAAUAAUAAUAAUAAUAAUAAUAAUAAUAAUAAUAAUAAUAAUAAUAAUAA